GCGACGUAAAGCGUCAUUGAAGCGACGUAAAGCGUCAUUGAAGGGCCGAGGACAGCUGACUGGAUUUUAGGGCUUCCUGCUGACAGCAUCACGUUGUAGUUGUUAGCGGAGAGAUACUGGUGGCCUUUUGAUUUUAAACCACAGAAAUUAAUGCUCUAUUUGGCUUGUGUGUUUUAACGGUAGUUAUUCAUUCUUGUCCAGAGAGGUAUCCUACAGCUGUAUCAGGAUGGAUAUCCGCGGGGCGGUGGACGCUGCAGUGCCCACCAACAUCAUCGCUGCCAAGGCAGCUGAAGUCCGAGCCAACAAGGUCAACUGGCAGUCAUACCUGCAGGGUCAGAUGAUCUCUGCCGAGGACUGUGAGUUCAUUAAGAAGUUUGAAGUGGCUCAUUCUGAGGAGAAACAGAUCAUCCUCACCAAUGAAGGACAUCAGUGUGCCAAGACGUUCCUGAACCUGAUGGCUCACAUCUCUAAGGAGCAGACUGUCCAGUACAUCCUCACUCUGAUAGAUGAUACCCUGCAGGAGAAUCACCAGAGGGUGAACAUCUUCUUCGACUACUCCAAAAAGACCAAGAACACCGCCUGGUCCUACUUUCUGCCCAUGCUCAAUCGCCAGGACCUGUUCACCGUCCACAUGGCGGCCAGGAUCAUCGCUAAGCUAGCAGCCUGGGGUCGUGACCUGAUGGAGGGAAGUGACCUCAACUACUACUUCAACUGGAUCAAGACCCAGCUCAGCUCCCAGAAGCUUCAUGGUACAGGUCCAGAUUCCUCAGGACAAGGCACUAUAUCCCCCAGUGAAAGCUCUCAGUAUGUGCAGUGUGUAGCAGGCUGUCUCCAGCUGAUGUUGAGGGUGAAUGAGUACAGGUUUGCCUGGGUGGAGGCUGACGGGGUCAACUGCAUCACGGCUGUGCUCAGUAACAAGUGUGGUUUCCAGCUGCAGUACCAGAUGGGGUUUUGUGUGUGGCUGCUGGCCUUCAACUCUCAGCUCUGUGAGCAGCUACGCCGUUACAACGUGGUGCCGGCCCUGUCUGACAUCCUGCAGGAGUCUGUCAAGGAGAAGGUCACGCGCAUCAUCCUGGCUGCCUUCAGGAACCUGUUGGAGAAGUCAGCGGAUAGGGAGACCCGUCAGGAGUAUGCUCUGGGCAUGAUCCAGUGUAAGGUUCUGAAGCAGCUGGAAAAUCUGGACCAGCAGAAGUAUGACGAUGAGGACAUUACGGAAGACAUCAAGUUCCUGCUGGAGAGUCUGGGAGAGAGCGUUCAGGACCUCAGUUCGUUUGAUGAGUACAGCUCAGAGCUGAAGUCGGGUCGCCUGGAGUGGAGCCCGGUCCACAAAUCAGAGAAGUUCUGGCGUGAGAACGCUGUUCGCCUCAACGAGAAGAACUACGAACUCCUCAAGAUCCUUACUCGGCUGCUGGAGGUAUCUGAUGAUCCUCAGGUUAUUGCUGUAGCUGCUCAUGAUGUUGGAGAAUAUGUCAGACACUACCCUCGGGGGAAACGGGUGAUAGAGCAGCUUGGAGGUAAACAGCUGGUGAUGAACCACAUGCACCAUGACGAUCAGCUGGUCCGCUACAACGCCCUGCUGGCCGUGCAGAAACUCAUGGUCCACAACUGGGAGUAUCUGGGGAAGCAGCUCCAGUCGUCUGACCAGCAGCAGCAACCGGCUGUGGCCACCAGGAGCUGAUCUCCUGACCCCUGCAUGGAACCCACUCUGUGUCUGGGUUUGCAUACAUGUACUGGGGUAUACAUGCAUACCAGUGUAUGUGUGGCUGAUUGUGUGUAUCUAUGUACAUCAUCCAAUGAAAUUACCUGGAUCAACUGUCCAGUUUAUGUCAGGAGUUGAUGUGUAAAAGGUGUCUCUUUUCUUACCUGUCAAUUCUCCACUCUGGCUGUAUGUUGAUUUCCUGGUCAUGCUACAGUAUAUUAUGUCAUGUGUCCUCACACCUAUGUGAUGUAAGGUGAUUUAAAUAGCACUUUGUGUUGUGAUCAAUUUUAAAUGGCUGAAGUUAUUUGUGUCGUGUGUGUAAAACGUUGUGAGUAUGCAUUCCAAUAAAACUAAUAUAGAGGGUC
Messenger RNA from Oncorhynchus kisutch (coho salmon), 2064 nucleotides. Its product is annotated as V-type proton ATPase subunit H-like. Gene Ontology annotation, biological process: proton transmembrane transport. The transcript has 14 exons. Gene Ontology annotation, molecular function: proton-transporting ATPase activity, rotational mechanism. The coding region runs from base 227 to 1678 and encodes 483 amino acids. The record is from RefSeq and is a predicted model, not a curated record. NCBI's taxonomy places the organism in Eukaryota, Metazoa, Chordata, Actinopteri, Salmoniformes, Salmonidae. Gene Ontology annotation, cellular component: lysosomal membrane; vacuolar proton-transporting V-type ATPase, V1 domain.